GGAGUUACAAUAGUAUUCAAACAUUUCUGCUGAAUUCAGUAGUUUACGUCGUUAGAUGAUGAACAUUAAUCGGUCGGGAACCCUGCCUCCAACUAUUUUGCAUCUGAAAAUCAUACCUGCUGUGUAGCCAUAUCGCAAAUUGACGGAUUUCUAUCGAUCAACAAUGAAGAAGAACCAGACAAAUAUCACAAUGAUCACUUCUCAGCAAUCAGUCAUUUGUAGUUCACGUUUUUCAGUUAAAUUUGAACUGUGAACUAUUUCCAAUUUAAACUACUCCCUAAUAUAAAAUGUGUUUAGUUUUCAGUUGAUUUUUCCCUCUCAUAUAUGCUUUUCAAAAAGUUAUUUCCCCCCACCUUAAUUAAAUUUAGACAAUGGUGGUACCUUUGCCAGCGGUUGCGGAGCGUAUGAACAAUCCGAAUAAUCCAGUCGUUUUCUUCGAUGUCACGAUUGGUGGACAGGAAAUCGGUCGAAUGCAAUUCGAAUUAUUUCAAGAUAUUGUCCCAAAAACUGUAGAGAAUUUUAGGCAAUUCUGUACAGGUGAAUACCGUAAAGAUGGUGUACCAACUGGUUACAAGGGAACAUCAUUCCAUAGAAUCAUUAAAGAUUUCAUGGUACAAGGCGGGGAUUUCAUUAAUGGUGACGGAACUGGAUCAUUUAGUAUUUAUGGUGGUGUACAAUUCGCAGAUGAGAAUUUUGAAGUGAAACAUUGUACUUGUGGGAUGCUUUCUAUGGCAAAUAGUGGUCGUGAUACAAAUGGAUGCCAGUUCUUCAUUACUUGUGCCCCUUGUGACUUUCUCGAUGGGAAACAUGUGGUUUUCGGUCGAAUUGUCGAUGGGAUGUUAGUUUUGAAGAAAAUUGAAAAUGUACCAACUGGUGCUAAUAAUCGUCCGAAAGUUCCUGUACUAAUAUCACAAUGUGGAGAAAUGUAA
Molecule: messenger RNA, 929 nt
Organism: Schistosoma spindalis
Lineage: Eukaryota; Metazoa; Platyhelminthes; Trematoda; Strigeidida; Schistosomatidae
Source: the annotation of a GenBank genome assembly